This is a messenger RNA of Stegostoma tigrinum, 9602 nucleotides long. It is a transcript of the gene nampt1, whose product is annotated as nicotinamide phosphoribosyltransferase 1. Gene Ontology annotation, molecular function: nicotinamide phosphoribosyltransferase activity. The record is from RefSeq and is a predicted model, not a curated record. The coding region runs from base 151 to 1623 and encodes 490 amino acids. The transcript is spliced from 11 exons. Gene Ontology annotation, biological process: NAD+ biosynthetic process. NCBI's taxonomy places the organism in Eukaryota, Metazoa, Chordata, Chondrichthyes, Orectolobiformes, Stegostomatidae.
GCUGCCCCAGGCGCUAGGGAAAAGGGGCACGCACGCCGCAGUUGGGCUGUUCGUUAGCGGCGGUGGGAGAGAGGUUCCUGUUCGGAUCGGGCUCCUCGUAACCGCUCCGCCCGACCACCUUGGGAAGGAGGGAAACGUCAGCGGGGUAGGAUGGACAGCCGCAACGGCGAUUUCAAUAUCCUGCUGGCCACUGACUCUUACAAGGUGACUCACUACCUGCAAUAUCCACCUAAUACAAGCAAGGUAUAUUCUUACUUUGAAUGCCGUGAGAAGAGGAGGGAAGAUGUAAAAUCCAGGAAAGUGCAAUAUGAUGAGACUGUGUUCUAUGGUUUACAAUACAUACUGAAGAAAUAUUUAGCAGGCAAAGUUGUAACAAAGGAGAAAAUUCAAGAGGCCAAAGAGGUCUACAGAGAACAUUUUCAACAUGAUGUAUUUAAUGAGAGUGGUUGGAAUUAUAUUCUUGAGAAACAUGAUGGCCACCUUCCAAUAGAAAUAAAGGCCGUUCCUGAAGGAAGUGUCAUUCCUCGGGGAAAUGUUCUCUUUACCGUUGAAAAUACAGAUCCGGAAUGCUAUUGGCUAACCAACUGGGUUGAGACUAGCCUUGUUCAGACUUGGUAUCCAAUCUCUGUGGCCACGAAUUCCCGAGAGCAGAAGAAAAUUUUAGCCAAGUACCUGUUGGAGACUGCUGGUAAUUUAAACGGGCUGGAAUACAAGCUUCAUGACUUUGGUUACAGAGGGGUCUCCUCACAAGAGACAGCAGGAAUAGGGGCAUCUUCCCAUUUAGUCAACUUCAAAGGAACAGACACUGUUGCAGGAAUCACUGUCAUCAAGAAGUAUUAUGGAACAAAGGAUCCUGUGCCAGGAUUUUCAGUACCAGCAGCAGAACACAGUACAAUUACAGCAUGGGGAAAAGAUUGUGAGAAAGAUGCCUUUGAACACAUUGUGAAGAAGUUUUCCACUGUGCCAGUAUCAAUAGUCAGUGACAGUUACGACAUUUAUAAUGCUUGUGAAAAAAUUUGGGGAGAGGACUUGAGGCAUUUGAUAGAGUUACGGAGUCCUGAAGCCCCACUUAUUAUACGACCAGAUUCAGGAAAUCCACUUGAUACUGUUUUACAGGUUCUUGAAAUCCUGGGAAAGAAAUUUCCACCAACUGAGAAUUCUAAAGGGUAUAAGGUGCUUCCUCCUUUCUUGAGAAUUAUUCAAGGAGACGGUGUGGAUAUAAACACGCUGCAAGAAAUUGUACAAGGAAUGAAAGCACAUAAAUGGAGCAUUGAGAACAUUACCUUUGGAUCUGGUGGUGCUUUAUUGCAGAAAAUGACCAGAGAUCUCCUGAACUGUUCCUUCAAAUGCAGUUAUGUAGUAACCAAUGGACUUGGGGUGAAUGUUUUCAAAGAUCCAGUCAUGGAUCCAAACAAGCGAUCUAAGAAAGGACGUCUGUCUUUGCACUGUACUACUGCAGGGGCUUAUGUCACACUUGAAGAAGGUAAAGGAGAACUGGAAGAAAAUGGUCCUGAUCUUCUGCAUACAGUUUUCAAGAAUGGCAAAGUUAUCAAGAGUUACACCUUUGAUGAAGUGCGGGAAAAUGCUCAGCUGAAGAUGAGUAAAUGUGGCAAACUUCAAUAAAUCCAAAUUCAUAUCAAAUAUAUAUACAUAUGUACACAAUGAUGUCAAUUCUGUUGCGGGUUCAAUGCACAGAUGUAUAUAUCAUAAUGGUUUUAAAAUUUGACUAAGUUGAAAAGAUUUGUAAGUGUCACACAAAACAGCAAAUGAAGUCCACCCAUACCCUGAUCCUCCACUACAGUUUGCAUUUUUAACUGACGCUUGCUGUACACAAAUUUUAAGUGUUGCUUUGAACAACUGCUGCUUUGUAUUUUAAUAUAUAAAUUGUGGGGUAUAAUAAUGGUAACAAGAAACUAUGAAGAUGUGCAAAUGUUGGUCAUGUGUUUGAACUGGAUAACCUACUUCACAAAAGAAAAUGUUGGCCAAUAUUGGACGUAAUUUAAAUAUAUUUUUGUGUGUGUGUGUGUGUGCGUGUGUGUACAUACCAAACUCCUUUACAAUCUUAAGUUCUUUUUUCCUUUUAAUGGGGGUUCAAUUUUAUAUUUCCAUACUCUGUUCUGGUUUGAAAGUAGGGACAGUGUUGCUGAAUAGGAAUAAACAAUUAUGGCAGUUGUACAACUAUUUGGUAUUAUGAUGAACAAAGCCGCCUUUGCACACAAAUGUUUAGAUGUUGGGGGGGGUGGUGGGUAGUUGGUGCACUUUUUAAGAGAACUACUUGUUGGCUGGAAAAUGUAGGCUUUCUUAGAACCUGUAACACUGAGAAAAGGUGUCUCACCACACAACUACCUUUUUGAAGUUUAAUGGAACAAUCAAAAAUGAGUUUAUUCUUGAAAGACUUUGUAGUUUGUCGAGAAUAUUCAUUAAUUUGGAUGCACUUGUUGAGCGCUAGCCUUCUAUUUCACAUUUCCAAACUUGAUAGGAAGAAUACUUUUCAUUGAGAUGCUAAGCUUUUUUUUAUUUUGCCAAAUUCCUUUGUACAGUUUAAAUUGAGAACUCUCUUUCCCCCAAAAACAUUCUACACCAGUGUAACAGGUAAAUUUGGAAAUGGAUGGGAAAAUUAGAUGCAUCACGGCCACCCUAGUGGAAUGAAAUAAACCUAACUUCUCUUGCAUUGAGGGAUGAAGUAGUAAAAGUAUAAAUUUUAUAACUGACGUAUAGAUUAGGCCUUUAAAUUCCAUAUUGCACGAUGUUGUAGUUUUGUGUAGAAAAUUAAAUUCCUGGGACUGCUGUUUACAACAGAGGUCUAUUAUGUUUCCUAUCCCCCUCAUUGUUUCACAUCCCCAAGUUUCAAUGAUGCUUGUAAUGUAUUUUGAUGCUCCGUACUGUAGCAAUAUACCUAAACAGUAAAACAGAUGGCUAGACUAUGCAAUAAGAUUUUUAAAAAAUUUUUUGUUGAAUGUGGGAAGUGAACAUAUUGGUUCCAUAUAUCAAUGCUGAAAUAGCUUCAGCAUACUUCUUCUAAGGACACGAUUCUGAAAAUAAGCCAUUUCUGGAUAUCAUGAAUUCUGCUCCCCCCCCCCCCCCCCCCCACCACCACCGCCACUGGAAACUGUGACACAGGAAGAUUAUUAGUAUUACUAUGAUACAAAUUACAGACCCAAUGACUUAAUCUUAAAUGGCUUGUUAAAUUUGAAUGUGUUGUUAAUAUUUUCUCCUUGUAAUAUUAACAAAGUAAGUCUGGGAUCAUCAAUUAGUAAGGGGAGCAAGUGUGAAGAAUAUUUUCCAGAUGUUCAGAAACAACAGGGGCAGGGUUCACUUAAGUGGUGGAGAAAGCAAAAUGACAGGUACUCUGAAACAUUUUUAUAUGGAAAAGCUAGGUUUGUUCAAUACUAAACCCACUAUUUAAAAUGUUUUUCAUGCCUUGCAGGACCAGUUUCUAUUUCCAAACUGGACUUUUUUUUUUACAUUUGAGACACCAGUGGUUCAGCUUGGAAUACUCCAGAUUGAAAAAUGUUAUUGUUUGCUCUCUCUACAUACAAAUCAUUAAUGUAUAAAGUAAAGUGAACUUAGAGUUGACACUUGGAGAUAAAUUAUUGCCAUUAAGUAACAUUGAAGAAUGAGUUCAGUCUGUCAGUGGUUUGGUUUCAUGUUUUGGUGAAUGAAUUUCAAAGUUAGGGAUUUUGAAAAGCCAUGCAAAUAUUCAUGAUUCAGCUAAAUCCACAAAUUGAAUAACUAUUGGGUGAAGCUGUCAAGGAAUUGAAGUGGAUGUCAGUUAUGAUCAUGAAUAAAACAUCCAACGUAGCAACCAAAUAUUUAAUUAAUGUCUUAUUUCAGAUUCUUCCAUGGGCCCAAAAGCCUGAAGAGUUGUAGCCCUACUGAUGCAAGCCUUGCUAUUUUUAAUUGCAUUAGCUAUCAGAUGCUGAUCACAUUUUAAGUGAGUUAAUCAACAAAGUAACAUACUAUCACCUCAUUGAGGAAUAUUUUUUACUGGGGGUGGUUUGUAAUGGUAGUUAUUAGUAUUUGUUGAAUUAAAGCUUUUGGUUGGAAUGUUACUGAAUACUUCCUUACCUAUCCUUUAGUAAUUUUUGUAGACUUCUAUGACCACCUGUUUUCCACGUUUUUGAAUUUUGGUUGGGAUAUUGGUUGCAACAAUAAAAUCCUGUUGAGCAUUUGUCCUUCCAUUAGUGUAUAACAACUGCUGUACAAUUCCCUAGCGUCUUACUCCAUACCGAAAUUUGGCGUGGUUAGUUUGUUCUGUAUGAGCUCCUUUUUUUUUAAAGAGAGCUCUUUAAUUUCCUACAUAUUCUGUGGUGUAUAUUAUGUCUGAGGAGUUUCAAAUAAAUUUAUAUGGUUUUCUGUAAAAACAUGUAUGCUUUCUGCUUUUAGAUCAAACAGCUAAUGUUACUUCAUCUGUAAUUUGUGUGCAGUUGUGUAUUGCUGAAGAAUUUGAGGAUUUUUGAUUAAGCCUAUAAAUUCUGUUAGUUCCUUUAAUGUCUAUCUGGACAUUAUUAUUGUUUAAAACCACUUUGACUCCUCUUGUCGCUGUCAGUACCACCCCAACUGUAACAUGUCGGUGUGGGCAGUAUGUUCUGUAAAUAUCAUCUAAAAUUAUCUGUGUUAAUUCAGGUAAAAUGCAGUUGGAAAAAAUAUAUUUUUGAUAGCAGAAACAUUAAAUGUAUUUUGAUCAAGCUUAAUGAUUUGGAUUGUUAAGGUUGCAUUUGCCAUUCACAACAUUUGCAAACUUUACAGGCAUCUUGUUGACUGGGGCUUUAUUUACAGGGGAUGUGGUGUGAUCAGGGCAAGCAUGAACAUGUCUCAACAGAAUGUUCAACAUACAACAAAAUCAUGGAACAUAAGAUCAGCUUGAGAAAUGAAACAAAAUGUAAAAUUGAAGAAAUCUGCAAUCAUGUUCUGAAGAUCUAGUACUUCAGGCUUGUAAAGUUUAAAUUUUCAGCAAGUUGGUUAGUAAGUAAAGCACCAGCUUCCAAUGUUUUCUAGUGUUAAAUGGGUAGUGAUGUCAUAUAUGCACAGGAUUUUAGAGUCUCUUAGCAAGAGGCAAGUGUGGCAAAGCUUAACAAGACUGAGUAGUAGCAGAAGUAGGCCAUUUUGGCUUGUUGAGUCUGCUGUUCCAUUCAGUAAGAUCAUGGCUACUCUGUUAAUCCGCAACUUCACUUUCCUCCUUUUUACCCAUGUCCUUUAAUUCACUUACCAGUUUUAAAUCUGUGGCAGUCUUGAAUAUUUAUAAUGACCUAACCUUGAUAGAACUUUGUGGUGAGGAAUAACACAAACAUAACAGCAGUCAGAGAAAAUGCAUAAGCCCUUAGUGAGUUUGUAACCUGAUCCUAGACACACUUACAAUACAGAAACAACUUCUCUACAUCCACCCUGUCAAACCUCCUAAAAAAUCUUGCGUUUCCGUAAGGUUUCCCCUCAUUCUUGUAUAUUCAAAUGAGUAAAAAUCCAGCCUACUCAAACUCUCCUCAAAAUUCUUACAUAGCUUUGAUCAACCUUGUGAGCUUCUCUGGACUGUCUGCCAGUAUAAGUUCCCUUCAAUAAGGGGACCAGAACAGUUUGCGGUCUUCUGUUGUGAUGUGACUAGUGGCUUGGACAGUUUUGCCAAGACUUUUUUUUUAUUUUUAUAUGCCAUUGCCUUUGAAAUAAAUCACAUUUUAUUGUCUUCCCUUUGUGAUUCAUGAAGGAGGACCCCAAAAUCCUUUGCUGUAAUUUUCUGCAGUAUUUCCUCUGCUCUUCUAUUUCAUUUUAAAGUGCAUAAUUUCCCACAUUAUAUUCCAUCUACUGACUUGUUUGCCCACUUAUUUAACCUGACUGUCUGUCUCCCUCUGGACUUUCCCAGUUGCUUUCCUAUCUGUUUGAGUCAUCUCUAAAUCAUUAAUCCUGUAAGUAAUUAUGGCAGCAGCACUUAAAUCUGUAGCCCUUCUUGUUACAGAUUGCCAUCCUGAAAAUACUUACCCUGAUUUCAUUUUCUAUUAGUUAGCUAAUUCUCUUUCCACUCACAUUUACCCCUUACUCCCCACAACCCAAACACACUCUACUUGCAUGUUAAAUCUUCUUGUGUAAAGGUAUUGCACACAUUUGGAAAUACAAAUACUUGAUGUACUUGUUUCCCUUGAUCUGACCACGUAGCCUUUUUCAAAGAGCUGUAACAAAUUUGUCAGGUGUGAUUUUCCCCUUUGAUACUGCUGACUCUGCUGGAUUGUAUUUUCUAUUUCUAAAUGCUCUGCUAUUUUAGUCAUUUAAAUAGAUAGAUAUGUUCACCAAAAUGUUCAGUUUUAUUUAAUCUCCUAUUUUGUAUAAGUGUAUUACAAUCUCAGUUUUUCAAUCUUCUAGGGUUUUUCCAGAAUCUUGGAAUUUCUUAGCUUACUGCCAGUGUAUCAUUCUUCAGUUACCUCUUUAAAAUCUGAUAUGUAACUUUCAGGAACAGGGGUCUUGCUGGCCUUUUAGCCAUAUCAAUUGCUUCCAGUACCUUUUUUUUCCCUCCAGUGGUUUUAUUUACUCUUUUUUUUAUAUACCUAGCCCCUGCCAACCGACCUAAAUUUCAUCCCUUGAUUAUAUUGGAAUAUAUUCAAUAUAGUGGAAAUUCCGUCAGUGUAUUCUACCAUGUGACCAAUGCAAAGUAUUUAUUCAAUUUUUUGCUAUUUCCUGGUUCCCUGUUUAUAUCCCCAGAUAUAUUAUUCAAGAGACUAAUAAUCACAUUGUUAUUCUGGGAUAGUAGGACAUGGCCAUCCUGGCCCUCCUGCAGUGCCACAACGAUGCCACCCAAAGAUUGCAGGAACAGCAAUUCCUAAGCGGAAUAUGAACCCUGCAGCCCAAUGGUAUCAAUGUGGAUUUCACAAGCUUCAAAAUCUCCCCUCCCCUACCGCAUCCCAAAACCAGCCCAGCUUGUCCCUGCCUCCCUAACCUGUCUGUCCUUCCCAUCUAUCUUCCCCCGCCCCACCUCAAGCCCCACCCUCAUCUCCUACCUACUAGCCUCAUUUCCCCACCCCUUGACCUGCCUGUUCUCCCUGGGCUGACCUAUUCUUCUCUUCCCCCCCCCCCCCAACUCCCUACCUAUACUCACCUUUUAUUGGCUCCUACCCCACCUCUUUGACUGGUCUGUCACCCCUCCACCUACCUUCUCCUCUGUCCAUCUUCGAUCUGCCUCCCCCCUCCCCCAUUUAUUUCAGAAUCCCCUUCCCCCUCCCCCACUUCUGAAGAGUCGAGGCCAGAAACGUCAGCUGUCCUGCUCCUCUGCUGCUUGGCCUACUGUGUUCAUCCAGCUCUGCACCUUGUUAUCUCAUUGUUAUUCUGUUCCUUUGAAAUAUGUUUUUUUUUGUUUUUACAAUAAUUACUAGUUUGUCCUUGUGUUUUUUUGUUUUGGUCUUAUUUUCUUUGGGUUUUAUGUCAUUCUCCAUCUUCAUUUACCAUUAAUCUUUUGCCACAUUAGAAAAAAAAUUGUGAUAAUUGGCCAUGCUAAAUUGCUCAUAGUGUUCAGGGGUGUGUAGGUUAUAGGAGGAUGGGUCUGGGUGGGAUGCAUCAAGGGGCGGUGUGAACUUGUUGGGCUGAAGGGCCUGUUUCCAUGCUGUAGGGAAUCUAAUCUUAAACAACUAUCCUUAUGCUAUGGAAGACACUGUCAAAGGUUUGCUGUUUAGGGAAAUUCAUCGACAUCCUUUUGCUGUCUGGUCACAUGCUUUAAGCUCAAACAGGGAUGUGUCAUUGCUCUCACCUUUUUCUCCAUUAUCGUCGUCACUGUUCUUCAUUUUAGCAAGAACAAAUUUGCCAGUGGUCUGGGAAUUGUCUACAGGAUGCAUGGCAAAGCUAGGUUUAUUUAAUACUAAACCCACUCUUUUAAACUGUUUUUCAUGUCUUGCAUGACCAGUUUGUUUCCAAACUUGAAUUUCAACCAAGAAUAAAAUUAUACUGACCUUUGCUUGUGAAACUUCAGUUUGUGGAUGGAAGUCCUUUCUCUUCUCUUGGAAGAGAUUCUUCAAGCCUCUGAAUGCUUUUUGCAGUAGUUAGUCUUAGUCUUAGCCUUAGCCUCAACCUGAAGACAAUUCAGAUCCUUUACAAAUCUAUCCCAGGCUCUAGUCCAUAAUACCUGCAUUUAAGAUUAGUGGAGAAAUCCUUCAAAACAUGAAACAUUUCCCUUAACUAGGAAGCUAUCUCUCAAAGGCUAAACAUCGCAUACAAUCUGAACAUCUUCAGAAACCUAAGGAUGAGCUUGGUGGACAAUCAGGCUCACUCGUGAGAGGGAAUGAUGACAAUAAUUCUUAAGUUCCUCUCUCAACUGUAACUAUGCUCGUAUCUUCAUUCUUCACUGAGAUAUUUCUUUACUAUCAAUCAUGAGCUAUUUUCUUAAGGCCCUUUUUUUGUUUCUCAUUUUUCUGCUGAACUCCCCUUCCAUCCAUUCAUCCGCCCUCAUCCCUAUGUAAUUGCCCUUACUUAAAUUUUGGGUUUUUUUCUGACCCAUAUUUCCCAGUCUCAAAUUGAUAAGUUCUACCAUGUUGAGGUGUCUCUUUUCCCAGGAUACCUUUCAUGUUCUGAGAACAUUUAUGAAACCUACCUAAAGUAUACAUUACCAGAUCCAAAAUAACCUGAUACCUCAUUAUUAUUGAACUGUCCCAAAUGCACUCUUCCUCAUAGUUACCUCUACCUAUUUGAUUUAGCAAUAUGAAGAUUAAUGUCACCUGUGAUUAAAGCCCCUGUGCUAUCCCCUUGUUAUCUUCUGAUUUAUUCUCAAUCCUGCAGAAAAGCUACUGUUUAGGGACCUAUAGACUAUUCCUAUCAGUGUCUUUUAUUUUAUUUCUUACCUUUUUUUUUAUUCAUGUAAUUCUACGUCAUUUGAUCCAAAUCAUUUCUUGCUAUUACAUUUCUUCCCUCUUGUACUAGUAAAGCUUCCCCACUACCCUGUCUAUCUGCUGUCUUUCACCCCUGAACUGUUAAUUCUGAGCUUUGAUCUCCUUUGUAGCUGUGUCUCCACAACAGCUAUAAGAUUGUACCCAUUAAUUCACUUGCUUCAAAAAGCUUUGUACAUUAAAGUCCAGAAAUAUUAAUUUUACCUUCCCUGUACCCCCAUCCCACCACCACCCCACAUUUGACCAUAUUUGCUGCUGUUUGUGUUUCUGUCCCUUCGUGUUCCAGUGUGGCUAAUUAUCAAAAACUUUGCUGUGAGAUGCUCCCAUAUCUCUUUGCUUUAUAAGUAUACAUAUCACCAUCAAAAUCCAACUCCACACAUCAACCUUCCCUCAAUUCUAAUUUAAAGCCCUCAAGAGAGCAGGGCAGUCUCACCUAACUACAUAUGUGGGUAGUCGAAGUUGCUGUCAGAUUUACCCAAUAAUAAUGACUUAAGUUAUUAAUAUGAAAGCUGGUCCAAUGCAAUGUAAAAGAUUUAAUGACAAUGUUUUUCUUGAAGUUGUUUCAAUUGUGAACAAUCAAUUUUCUUAGUUUAAAAAGGCAAGAAUAGAUAUCUUAUUUGUAUGCAAAUUAAUUAACUUGCUUGGAGAAAUGCAUUUGUACAUGGUAUAUGAGCAGACACUACCCCUGAUGUAAGUGCCUCACUUUGGUUUAUAGCAGACAUUAAACUUAUUUGAAGAGUGGUGUCAGAA